Molecule: messenger RNA, 1200 nt
Organism: Saccostrea cuccullata (small rock oyster)
Lineage: Eukaryota; Metazoa; Mollusca; Bivalvia; Ostreida; Ostreidae
Product: cholecystokinin receptor type A-like
Exons: 2
Coding region: 1-1200 (399 amino acids)
Biological process (GO): G protein-coupled receptor signaling pathway; cellular response to hormone stimulus
Cellular component (GO): plasma membrane
Molecular function (GO): neuropeptide Y receptor activity; peptide binding
Source: RefSeq, a predicted model, not a curated record
AUGAAUGUUACAGUGAACAUGACAGAAAACGACAGUAUUCUUCAGUCCUUUGAUUUUUCAAUUUUUGCACGAUUAUGUGAACAUACUGGUCAAAGCACCAACAAUUCUAACGAUUCCUUUAUUAUACGUCUACAGAGUAUUUGCAACUCUCCUCUGUACAGUAUAACCAUAGACCGCAAAAACAUUUUACCCGCCCCAUUACCAAAAUCCACAGUGGAAGUAUUCAUGGCGCUCUAUCUACUGAUAAUAGUUUUGGCAGUGUUUGGCAAUUCGUUGGUUCUUGGAUUUAUUGGUGUGGUGAAGAAAGCCCGGAAUUUGACAGACUUAUACAUCGUUUCGCUAGCAAGCAGUGAUUUACUUAUUGCGGCCUUCAACAUGCCGUUUCAACUGUAUUAUGUGGUAGCCAAUGACUGGGUGUCGAGUGGUGAUUUUGGUCUUUUUCUUUGCAAAUUCACGACGUAUAUUGAGGGUGUGACGGUCGUAGCCAGCAUUCUUACUUUGCUUUUUAUUGCAAUUGACAGAUACGCUGUUAUUUGUGAAAAAGGGAUCGCAAACGUGAUCCAUAACCGAAGUUCUGGAAGACUUAUUGUAAUUGCUGUUUGGUGCAUUUCGUUGUGUGUUUCAUCUCCAAAUCUUAUAUUUCAAAAACUAGACAAACGAGUAAACGUAAAGAAUACAAAUGGAGUACUUUUAAUGGAUGGUUUCAAAUACAUCUGUGUAGAGUUUUUCCCUAAUCAAUACAGCAGUCGAAUUUACACGUCUAUGAUAUACACGUGUUUUUAUCUUCUUCCGGUUCUUGUGAUGGCUUUCAGCUACGGGCGGAUCGGACAUCGUCUUUGGAUCCACCACCCUAUCGGCGAUGUCUUGGAAAAUCCACGUCAUCAUGAACGCAAUAUCAAACAGAAGAAGAGGGUGAUCAAGAUGCUUGUCAUGCUUUUCUUGUCGUUUACCGUCUUAUGGCUUCCAUUCUUCACCUUUCAUCUUUACAGAGAAUUUGUCGUUAAUGAAAACGAGUCUUUUAGGAUCAAGAGUGCAAUUUUAAAAUUGAUUGGAUAUGCUAAUUGCUGCAUCAAUCCAAUAAUAUAUACUUUUUUGAACAAAGCUUUCCAAAAUGAAUUCAUACGCAUAUUCUGCAAAAAUCGAGUUUUUGUAACGUCCAUGAAUGGGAAAACUGAAGUGGUUCGCAUCACUAAGUUAUAA